Messenger RNA from Aphis gossypii (cotton aphid), 711 nucleotides. RefSeq lists its product as uncharacterized. NCBI's taxonomy places the organism in Eukaryota, Metazoa, Arthropoda, Insecta, Hemiptera, Aphididae. The record is from RefSeq and is a predicted model, not a curated record. The coding region runs from base 154 to 612 and encodes 152 amino acids. The transcript has 2 exons.
CAUUACAAUCAUCGUGCAGUUACAUAUUAUCGUAUUUUUUCUAGAUAAGAACGAUAUGGAUUACUAUCCACGAGUUUAAUAAAUUUUUAUUAAUAAUAUCGUGUAGUCGUGUUCAUUACGGUGCGUGAUUAGUUGAGUACGUCGCGUCGUUUGAUGUUACGUUUUUUUUUUGGCUCAAAACUUCCGUCGAUUGGACAAGUGCUUUCAGUAUUUUUUUAUAAUGUGAGAACAGUAAAACUUAAUACAAGAGAAAGUGCAUCAUUAGCAGUACGUGAGUGCAAUAUUUUUUGGGAAAAAGCUCGAAUUCCUGUCCGAGCAGUUCAACAUUGUAUUACUAAACUUUUGAAUUUGUACGAAGAAUGGCGUGAUCUACAAAAAAAUGCACAUAAAGUAGGUGAUUCAUUUAAAUUAAAAGAAACAGAAUUCAUUAACAAACUCAAUAAUUUAUUUGAUAUUGCACAUGCUAAUGCUUUAAAUAUUAUGAAAAUAGAAAAUGACAAACAGUUUUUAAUUAAUCAAAGACUUCCUGGUAGAAUUGGUUGUCUUGGUGGUGUAGACAAAAAGUUACUCGAAAAUGAAAAUAAAGCAAAAAACGUAAAUGUAGUGAAAUAGAAAAUCUAACAAAUCGAAAACUUCAAUCAUCAGACCCAAAAACAUUUUCAUCAAAUUAUAAUUCAACUGAAAUUCAAAAUCAAUUGUUUGAUAUGUCCU